GCUUGAAGAUUGGCUCAAAACACUCAAGCUUCAGAAUUCAAGCUAUGAGUACCACUCAGGGAAAUGUUGCGACACCCAAGGGAGUUGCAAAGUUAACAGAUGAACCCGAUCAUCUUCUUGUUCUUGUUCAUGGCAUCUUAGCUAGCCCUAGUGACUGGACAUAUGUAGAAGCAGAGUUGAAAAAGCGCCUUGGAAGCAAAUUUUUAAUCUAUGCAAGUUCAUGUAAUACCUACACUAAAACCUUCAGUGGAAUUGAUGGUGCUGGAAAACGGCUAGCAGAUGAAGUUAUGCAAGUUCUCCAAAAGACAGAAGGCCUGAAAAGAAUCUCUUUUUUAGCCCAUUCUCUUGGUGGUUUGUUUGCAAGAUAUGCAAUUUCUGUUCUUCAUUCAUCAAAUUCCUUGGUUAGCGAUCAGCCUGAUCUUGCUGAUUCUAAUCCAGAAAAUCCUGCACACACUUCCAAAAGAGGAAUGAUUGCUGGAUUGGAGCCAAUAAAUUUCAUUACCUUGGCAACGCCGCAUCUAGGGGUGAGAGGGAGAAAGCAGCUUCCAUUUCUCUUGGGAGUUCCCAUCUUGGAGAAACUCGCUCCAUCUGUAGGAACUUUUUUAGUUGGCCGAACUGGUCGUCAGCUGUUCCUUACAGAUGGUAAACCCAGCAGACCACCUCUUCUUCUAAGAAUGGCAUCUGAUUGCAAAGAGGGAAAAUUUAUAUCUGCUCUUGCUGCAUUUAGAUGUCGUAUUGCUUAUGCAAAUGUCUCUUUUGACCAUAUGGUUGGUUGGCGCACAUCCUCUAUAAGAAGGGAGUCAGAACUUGUUAAGCCCCCUCGACGUUCAUUGGAUGGUUAUAAGCAUGUUGUAGAUGUGGAGUAUUGUCCACCAGUAUCAUCUGAUGGUCCCCAUUUUCCACCGGAAGCAGCAAAAGCAAAGGAGGCAGCACAAAAUGAACCCAACACUCGAAAUACAGUAGAAUACCAUGUUAUGAUUGAAGAGGAAAUGAUAUGUGGGCUACAAAGAGUAGGGUGGAAGAAAGUUGAUGUCAGCUUUCAUUCAGCAUUUUGGCCCUUCUUUGCCCAUAAUAAUAUUCAUGUGAAAAAUGAAUGGCUUCACAAUGCUGGUGCUGGAGUGGUAGCUCACGUUGCCGACAGCUUAAAGCAACAAGAAUCUUCUACAUUUAUCACUGCUAGCUUAUAGCAAUGAAGUUUAUUUUUUUAUGCACUCCAGGCUGAGACUUGGGUUAUUGGCACAACCAUGUAACAUAAUUACUUUUAUAAUUUGUUUGGUCUCUGAAGUUCUUUCUUUCCCAGAUUUUGUUUUGCUGCCUAUAGGUUCCUUGCCAAAUAAUAAUAAUCUGUCCCUUGGAAGGCUAUUAAACAUUAGUCCUCUGUCGAUAUCAGGAAUGUAUAUUGAGCAUCUGGCACUUUUGGGUAAAAAUCCUUACAGGUCUGAAGGUGAUUGCAGAACGGUGUCAAUUUAUCCCAUUCUGUUAAAGAACUAGAUGAAUAAAUUGACUCUCUCACAUAAUUUGUUCCA
This is a messenger RNA of Macadamia integrifolia, 1526 nucleotides long. Its product is annotated as putative lipase YDR444W. The record is from RefSeq and is a predicted model, not a curated record. NCBI's taxonomy places the organism in Eukaryota, Viridiplantae, Streptophyta, Magnoliopsida, Proteales, Proteaceae.